Molecule: messenger RNA, 4648 nt
Organism: Linepithema humile (Argentine ant)
Lineage: Eukaryota; Metazoa; Arthropoda; Insecta; Hymenoptera; Formicidae
Gene: prom
Product: prominin
Cellular component (GO): membrane
Source: RefSeq, a predicted model, not a curated record
CUAGAAUAUUGCAGUUUGCUCCGUCCGCUGAAGACUCUUUCAGAUUGUUCUCCAUCAGCUCCAUCGAAGAAUUGAUGAGUAUUGGAAACACACACUUGGUUAUGCAUACAGUUUAACGAAAAUUAACAUGUAUACUUCACUUUUCACACACAUUUUGAAAAUCACGGAUUGACAUCAUGAAUACAUCAAACGCGGACAUGAGAUAAAACGUAUUGUUUGCAACAACGCGUCUACACGAAAGUAUAUAAUUGCAGCAAAUUAUUAUUUUAUACAUUCGACACUGUACAUGCACACGGAACAAACGGGACGAACUACGAUUGUCUUGGCGGUUACGUGAAAAUCGUCAAUUAUUAAUACAACAGCUUUUUAUUCAAUUUAAUUUCAUUGAGUUAGAUUGUUAGCAUUUGAUAAAAACUACACCGCGCUCGAUCUUUUUCAACAAACGCAGAGAUUAUUUUGGAUCUUUACAACAUCAAAACUUGUACUCGUUAGAACAAUAACCAUUUGAAUCUAUGGCGCAGUCGCUAGACAAUCGACGAAAAUCGCGAAUAUCUGCGACGCAUAACUACCAAACUUGCAGUAAGUAAUACGUUCCAACAAUUUCUUAUAACUUUAAUCAACACUCACAAUAGAAAUUUAUACUUUUUACGCACUUUUAAUAAGAAUAAAAUAUAUAAUCGCAAAAUAUUUACACUCUGCGUCUUCUUUAGUCUCGAAUACGUUUGUUCGUUUCACAGCGAUACUCAAAUAGUACUUGUGGCGGCGAGAGAGUGCAACACCGGCUAUCGGCAAUAGCUGGUAUAAUAUCGUGUGAAGAUACACGGUCGACUUCACUGUUGCGUGAACUUGGCGCGAGACGUAAUCGUAUCUCUUGAUAUUAUCUUACCAGCGCUGUUACAUUUCCAAUGUCGAAUGUUGCACUCUUUCGGCCACUAGACGUACUAUUUCUUUACCGUUUUCAACGUCUUUCGGCGCGUUGCUGUGGGACGAGAAGGACGAAUACUUUCAAAAAUAAUCUCUAUUUUAUAUCAAAAGUGCGUAAGUAGUGUUAAUUUUUAUCGAAAGUACCGUUUAAAGUAAUGUGUAAUUGUCGGAACGAGAGUGUUUAUCACUUAUUAUGAAUAUUCGCGAUUAACAGCGCUUCGUCGGCGGUUGGGUCGUGAAUUCAAAUAGGUUACAAUCUCAGAGCAGACAUUUUGAUGUCACACAUGAAAUGAUCGGAAGAAUCGAAUCACUAUAUCUACACAAUAUACAUACGUCGAAUGAAUCACUGAAUGUAUAUAAUGAUAAUAAACGGUUAUAGUAUUGUGUACGUAGGCGCGAUGUGAAUUUUUGUCUGGAGUGUCGUUGAAAGUAACGCGUAAUUACCGGAACGUAUUAUUCAACGCGAGUAUUUGCGUCGUUCUCGUAUCGGUGAAGUGUGCGAAUUAACUUUUGUUUAAUGGUACGCGCAAUUACGUGCGAGUUUCCAGUACUUAUCAAUCUCUUCGAUGAAACGAAUUUGGAGCAGUUUUAGACAAAAUCUACAGAAGGCGGAGCAAAUUACGAUAUUCUAGCUGCUUGGCGCACCUGAUAAGUCGACACCGGCGAUGCUGCAAACAUCUAAGCCACCCGUGCUGGUCGCGCAGCAGUGUUGCUUCGCACUUAACGGCUUAGACCUGCACAGAAUCUGCAUAUAAAAAGGAAAUUAAAAUUAUCCGAAGUAUCAAUCAUGACAGUUAUGUAGCAUCGAUGGAAGAGAAGAAUGCCUGUCAUCUCGCAAACGAUAAAUCAAUCGUACGAGUAUUCCUUCUGGUUGCCGCUGGCUCGAGAGCGUGCACGGCUCAAGAGUCAGUCUCGACUGAUUCGACCCCGAGCGGUAACAAUUGCUCGACCACCGACAGCUUGCUCAUUCUUCGCUCCCCAAACGAGACGCGGGAGAGCAAGAUGGACAUGAUGGCGGCGGACGUGCUUGUAGACAGUACGAAGAACAACUCGAACGUGUCGCAUCCGCGGACGUUGACCUCGCCCAAAGAUUGGGACGUGAAACCGAAGCUGAAAUUCCCGAAAUUUGCCACGGAGGAGCGUUACAAGAUGGCGAGUUUGCAUCUCGAUAAGGGAUGGUUCGUCUUCGAUUUUCUCCGGGGCUUUUUAUCUAUCGUGCAACCUUACGAUCUACCCAUCGAUCUAUUAACGGACGCCGUGGAAAAUCGCAUAAGCGCCACUAAAUUGAUCUCGCAGUCUGUGCACGUGGAAGCAGCUUUCCUCGGCUUAGUAGGCGUGUGCUGCGUACUGGCCUGCAUAAUACCUUGCAUGGAACUUUGGCUCGCCUGUCGUCCAAUCAGAGAGGAUUACAAACCGUCUCGGUAUCCCGGUGUUCUCGCAUUUCUCCUCGGCGUUCUCGCCUUUAUACUCGGGUCUUGCAUGGUGACGAUGAUAAUAUGCAACGAGGCGGUGACGGCGGGGAUCGGAAAGCUUCCUACGGCAGUGGAGACGGCGUUGCAGGAUUUAAAGGACUACCAUGCGGACACCACGUCGCAGUUACGAAAGUGCCUCACGAGGAGCCUGGACGUGGCCAGCGAGGCGAUUCUCGCCGAUCUGGACAAUGUCGAGGAAUUAUUGGGCAGACCUGUGCAGGCGGAAUUGUCAGCCGAGACUGGCCUCGACGUAGCAUUGGACGCACUAGUUGAUCUGGCAAAUGCCACACAAGAGUUAUCUGCCAGGACCGAAUCUUUACUCAGGGAGGGUGAGAGAGCUCACGAACUCGGAUUGGAAUUGAGUAGGGAAACGGACGAGAUACGGCGGGACUUGGAAGGUACGGUGAGAGCAUGCUCGGGUCCAGAUCGUUCUCUUUGUGCUGUCAUUGACUCUUCGGGGAUUCGUCUGGAUCUACGGAUAGAGCGGCUACUGAGAGACGAUCGUUUGCUGCGUCUACGGAGCAGUAGUCGGGAAAAUUUGACUGAGGCAGGACGCCAGACUCGCGGAGAGUACCUCCACGUACCACAUCACAUCGCCCGGACUACGCUGGAUACUCGUAACCAGAUUCGACGUGAGAUCAAUGCAGCACGUGCCAGGAUUGUCGAUCAAACGCGCAGCGUAGAGAUGAACAGUUUCGAACUCUCAAAGCAGCUGGAUUCUGCGAGAAGCGUCGCGGAUUAUGCUGUACCUCAUGUCAUCGCUUUCGAACAUAUCAGGUGGAUCGUCGGUCUGACUACUGUUCUAUGCAUUUUACCAGUCUUUUCGCUAUUAAUUGGGGCUUUGUGUUGUCGCUGUGGAACAUCCGAAAAUAAAGUGCGUCCAACCCUUUUGUGUGGUGCGGUCACGAGCUGUUUUGUCUCGAUUGCACUAUGGACAGUGCUCAUCGUUUCUCUAGGCAUUUCGAGCCAUACAGAGAUGCUGAUAUGCCGAACGCUCUACGAUCCCGAUUAUCGUACCAUGGAAGCCGUGCUGGAAACCCGAGUGUUCUUAGGAAGAAGGCUCACUGUUCCUCUCAAAGAGCUCUUUGAAAAAUGCCAAAACAAUGAGGCAGCUUAUCCCGCCUUCGGGCUCGAAAGCACGAUGAAACUCGAACAUUUGACUGCGCAUUGGACGUGGUUAGGCUUAUCGAAAGCAAUCUCGAAUAUCAAGGUUGACUUGAAAGGCCUUCAAAUAUUAACGCCGAAUCUGCGGGCACGUCUUCAGGAUCUCCUGUACGCUUGCGGCUUGAAUCUCACGGCGCAUAGAAUUACGAUCCAAGGACCGAUUCUGAGUAAAGAUCUGAAUACAAUGUCCGAUCAACUGGACAAUAUAUCGCGUCAGCUGCAAGAUCGAAGUAUUGGCAGGGAAUUGCAAAGCAUUGGAAUAACAAUGCGGGAUCUAAUGUCGCGGCGGGUGAAGCCGCUGAUGCGACUACAGGACGAUUUGGUGUAUCGCCUCGCAAUUUUGGAAUUGCAAGUGCAACCUCUUCGGCGCCAAGUCAACCAAUCGAUCUCUCAUCUAAGAACUAUACAAUAUUACAUAGAUCAUCAGGGGGAGAAGAUUGCUCAGUUGAAAACAAAAUUGUACGUGGACCGACUGGCGAAUUAUCUAGAUCAAUGGCGGACUCACGUACUCUCUGAAAUAGGUACGGGAGUGUCCAAGUGUCGACCUUUGUGGGAUAUUCUAGAAGGAUUCAGGCAUUUACUAUGCGCUCACAUUCUGAGCCCUUUCAACGGUUUCUGGUUCGCUACAUUUGUAUGUGCAGUCGUCAUGAUUGCCAGCACACCAACGGCUCAUAUUUUAUCAUUGGUAUACAAGAAACCAUCUCACUUCGCAAGAGACGCUAUUUUACUGCCGACAAGAACGGAUAGUCUUAACACGGACGACGACAGAACAUGGCAAACGCCAGAUCCACCGCCGCCGCCGCAAAGCGAUUGGUAACAAGCAAAGACGGAGGACUCGCAGACAGGCUUAGAAAGAUAUAAAUAUGGCAUGAGAAUUUAUAGUCAGAAGUAUUGAACAAGCUUGAAGUAUAAGUCGUACAAAAUAAGUCUUACUUGUAUCGAAUUUAUCGUAAGCAGAUUUCUAAGUUAAAAAAAAACCAACUGCCAUUCAUACACUUGAACGAAAUCCACUCAGCCUCAAAUUUAUCUAUGCGAGAGAUUCUUCAUUAUACAUCUGUUUGUUAAAGAAUAAACUUUCCGAACAUGUG